UUCCGGGAGCCUGGAGCCGCGGCUGCGAGGGACGGGCCCCGCGGCCCCGGCCGGACACGGCCAUGUCGGCCCGCACGCUGCCGCUGCUCUUCCUCAACCUGGGCGGGGAGAUGCUCUACAUCCUGGACCAGCUGCGGGCCCAGAGCAUCCCCGGGGAGAAGGCCCGCAAAGAUGAAUGGACAGAUGUGGACAGGAAACGAGUUAUGAAUGAUAUCAUCACAACCAUGUUCAAUAAAAAGUUUAUGGAAGAGCUGUUUAAACCACAGGAACUCUAUUCCAAGAAGGCCCUGAGAACAGUGUAUGACCGGCUGGCUCAUGCUUCAAUCAUGAGGCUGAACCAGGCGAGCAUGGAUAAGCUCUAUGAUCUUAUGACUAUGGCUUUCAAAUACCAAGUUCUGCUCUGUCCUCGACCCAAAGACAUACUGCUAGUCACUUUCAAUCAUCUGGAUGCUAUCAAGGAUUUUAUACGAGACUCCCCUAAUAUUCUUAACCAAGUGGACGAAACAUUUCGGCAGCUGAUCGAUAUGUACAGUUGUCUCUCUGCUGGUGAAUUUCAGCUGAUCAGGCAAACACUCCUCAUUUUCUUUCAGGACAUGCACAUCAGGGUCUCCAUCUUUCUAAAGGAUAAAGUACAAAACUCGAAUGGUCGCUUUGUGCUGCCUAUAUCAGGUCCUGUUCCAUGGGGAACAGAAGUUCCGGGACUCAUCAGGAUGUUUAAUUGCAAUGGAGAUGAAGUUAAAAGGGUUGAAUUCACCAAUGGUGGAAAUUAUAUCAGUCCACAAAGGGAAGGUUCAUUUGAUCUUUAUGGAGACAGAGUGCUUAAACUGGGGACAAACAUGUACAGUGUUAGUCGGCCAGUAGAGACGCAUAUGUCAGGAGCAUCCAAGACUUUGGCAUCCCACACAAAGGAGAAUGCAGCCCCUAACCCUCUUGCUAAAGAAGAACUGAACUUUUUGGCUAGACUAAUGGGAGGCCUGGAGAUCAAGAAACCCAAUGGCAGUGAGCCGGGAUUCCGAUUAAACCUGUUCACAACAGAUGAGGAAGAAGAACAUGCAGCAUUGACCAGGCCUGAAGAGUUGUCUUACAAAGUUAUCAACAUCCAAGCAACCCAGGACCAACAGCAGAAUGAGGAGCUGGCUCGAAUCAUGGGAGAGUUUGAGGUGACAGAUCAGCCCAGACAGAGCACAAGCAAGGGAGAUGAUUUACUCGCUAUGAUGGAUGAAUUAUGAUACUCUGCUUCCCAGAGGCACAGGCAGAACAAGAAGCUGUUUAUUUAGUCACUUACAAUUUGACCCAGACAGAAACCUGCUGCUAGUCUCCUACCACAUGGAGCUGUUACAAAUCCUGUCUGUUUGUGUCAUGACUGAUUACACAGGCCAGCCUCAGACCCCAGAAUCAGUCUGGGUGGCAUUGAUACACAUUCUACCAAAACUUCUCUGAUUUUAAAUGUGACCUUUCAAUAUUUGCCUCCUUCAUUUCCUGUGAAAGCUCUAGAUUGUUCCAGGCCUGAGAUUUAGAAUCUUGAGUAAUUAAAGGAAAUGGGAAGUGAGCAUUCAUGUUCUGCCCUUAACCUUUGCUGUGGGAAGUCUGGAUACUUUAGAUACCAUUUAUAAUGGGAAAUGUGAAGCUUAGUGUAAUAUAUACUAGCUUGUGCGCAAUUCUUAAGCACUCCUGGAAGGAACAGUCCCUUCUCUUUGCCAGUUGAGGCCAAAGAAGAUUUUGUUUGCUUCAAUUCAUGUAGUUAGCUGUCUGUCCACCAUUAAACAGUAGCAACCUCUUUUUUGCUGCACUCAUAAAAAUGAGAGGUCUAGAAAUGACCUACUAUCAAAAAAGUGUCUUAUUUGUGUUUCUAUGUACUUAAUGUAUAUUUUUUUCCCUUUUCAGUAAGGUACAGUACCAUACUUCACUGUUUGUUUCUGCCCCCAUCACAAAACAGGGAACUCCAAUUCUUCAGAAAUAUUUUCCCAAGUGCAGGGCCGGUGCUACCAUUAAGGCAAACUAGGCGGUUGCCUAGGGUGCCAAGAUUUGGGGGCGCCAAAAAGAGGUGCCCCCAAUUUGCUUUUACAGCAUUCCUAUGCCCCCUCCCCGAGCGCGCGGUCACCGCUCCACUUCUCCCACCUCCCAGGCUUGCAGCGCCAAUCAGCUGUUUGGCGCCGCAAACCUGGGAGGGGAGGAGAAUUAGAGCGGGGGCGGCGUGCUAGCGAGGAGGUGGAGCAGAGGUGAGCUGGGGUGGGGAGCUGCCGCACGACUCCCCGGGCCUGGGGGGGUGGGGAGCUGCCGUGGGGGUGCCUCAGGGCAGGGAGGGGGAGCUGCCGCAGGGCUCCCCACCCCAGCUCACCUCUGCUACGCCCCCUCCCUGAGCAUGCCGUCGCUGCUCCACUUCUCCCGCCUCCCAGGCGCCUCAGGGCAGGGGUGGGGGGAAGCUACCACGGGGGAGCGUGGGCGGGGAGCUGCCGCAGGGCUGGGGACGGGGAGCGCAAGGUGGAAGUUUCACCUAGGGCGUGAAACUUCCUUGCACCGGCCCUGCCCAAGUGCAUAGGUUUUUCUGCCUUAGAAUAAAUCUGUUGGCCUGAGCAAUGUAAACUUCAGGCCCUAAAUGCUAUCUACCACUUUUCUUACUUCCCUUUAGUGAUACUCCUAUUUAUAAAUGUAGCAAUUUGAAAGUAA
This is a messenger RNA of Malaclemys terrapin pileata, 2667 nucleotides long. It is a transcript of the gene OSCP1, whose product is annotated as organic solute carrier partner 1. Lineage: Eukaryota; Metazoa; Chordata; Testudines; Emydidae. The record is from RefSeq and is a predicted model, not a curated record. Gene Ontology annotation, cellular component: cytoplasm; plasma membrane. Gene Ontology annotation, biological process: transport.